AUGCAUCGAUGCACAACGUUGGCCCGUCGAAUAGUGAAUGACCGUUGUGUACGGACUAAUUGUAUAGCCGGCCAGACCGGCCGAUUUCUCACGCACGAAGCUGCACGUUUCCUGUUCCCCCAGAUAAUACUCCUAAUUCUGGCAACAUCCAAUCUGCCGUACCCAUUGCAUUACCCGCCCGGGUUCUCCAUUUCAGUGGCUCCCGUCCCCAGGAUCCUUCGUACGGAUACGAUAGCUGACGGCAGCAACCCAACCCAAACGGCCUCGUCUGGGACGGUCAGCCACCGUUGGUUUCUCGUUUCAAGUUUCAGCCUGCGACUUUUGGACUGCUGCCCCCUCUCCUCCGACGAGUUUCGUUUCCCCCCCUGUGCCGUCGUUUGGGGCGACGACGGCAUGAAGAUUUGCUGCCCGUUGAUGAUCAUCAGGGACAUAGCAGCGGCCAGCUAUUACAAUACCAAUAUCGCUCUGUUACGCUAUGAAGUCGUCGGCAGACCCGUCAUCGUCAUUGUCAGCAGUCAACUGCUGGGCAUGUGCUGGCCACUACUGCAUCUCAGAGAUCCAAGCCAAAACGGCCGAAUCCUCCCCUCUCACGCGGACGGGUACAUACGUCCAGCUGGCCCGCAAGCUGCGCCUGCAACAAAGAAGACGAGACGAAGAAGAAAAGAAAGAGGGACUCUGAGGGAGGGGGAAAUAGGCACGACCGAGCGAAGGUUCAUCCUGCGUCCCGCCGCACAAAUCAUGUACGGACGGGUACCUGAGUUUCUGUACGCUCACUGUGGUAUUACUUCUCAUCCAAAAGCAUUCUUGGGUGGUUCUGUCUGGGAUGACCGUAUGCACGCCCAUGCGCGUGACACCCUGACAAUCAGCGUCAAACACACGGCCCUGGCGGCAGCAGGCGAUGAAAGAACACACGCCGGAAGAGAGAAAGAAGCUGUUCUUCAUCUAGUAUGGGAGCUGCCGUGUUCAGAGGAGUUUUCCUUCGCGUCUUCGCUUUCGCAACCACGAACCACCUCCUAUUCUGACUUCAAAGCGAAGCGAACGGCACAUUCGGCAGAUCGUACACGAGCAGAGAAGAUUCCACGGUUGGAAGCGGCCGAUCGGGAUGCGAUGCCCAUGAGAAGAUCGCAUCCUCGAACAACGAACAGCGCUCAGACUUUCUACAACACAGUUAUCGAGUGUGUCAAGUUAUUCACCGCCUCCCCCUUUUCCAUACACCCCGUGCACAACAUCAGAUUUAUGAAGGCCCGCGCGAUAUUUUCGCAGGAGGCAUCGCACACCAAGAGCUCGUGGUGCGUGUACCUUGAACAGUCCGUCAAGUUGAGUUCAUGUUAUGACAAGCUGAGGCCUCCCACCACUUCAUCUAACAAACUUCAGUCUCUUCAAACCGUACUCAGUACCGCCAACCCCCGUUACAGCCCAUGA
Messenger RNA from Colletotrichum lupini, 1422 nucleotides. RefSeq lists its product as uncharacterized. Lineage: Eukaryota; Fungi; Ascomycota; Sordariomycetes; Glomerellales; Glomerellaceae. The record is from RefSeq and is a predicted model, not a curated record. The coding region runs from base 1 to 1422 and encodes 473 amino acids. The transcript has 10 exons.